This is a messenger RNA of Sycon ciliatum, 1267 nucleotides long. Its product is annotated as sperm motility kinase Y-like. The coding region runs from base 100 to 1197 and encodes 365 amino acids. Gene Ontology annotation, molecular function: protein kinase activity; ATP binding. Gene Ontology annotation, biological process: protein phosphorylation. The transcript is spliced from 5 exons. The record is from RefSeq and is a predicted model, not a curated record. NCBI's taxonomy places the organism in Eukaryota, Metazoa, Porifera, Calcarea, Leucosolenida, Sycettidae.
CUCACGCUCUACAUUCUCCUUGACUCUUCUCUUCCAUGACUGAAUCCUCUUUCCCUUGAAAACACCUUCUGUAGCUUCAUACCGUCGUUGCCCGAAAUCAUGGCAGUGAUAAUCCAACUGGACCCGAACAUAUUCGGCACGAUUGUACACUACGAUGACGAAACCACUGGCAAGGUGGAUGGCGUAAUACAGAUUGGUGGAAGGGUCCUGGGAAAGGGUGCAUUCGGAGAUGUCCUUCCCGCUAGGUUUCCUGGUGAGGAUAAGAUCGUCGCCAAGUUUAUCAAGAAAACUGAAAGCCAGCAAGUAGACAUAUGUACGGAGGCCGCAAUCUCGCUAAAGCUUCGCCAUCCUUGCAUAGUGCCGUGCUUCGGGGCCCUCCAGACGGAAAAGUCAGCGAUUCUCUUUUUCAAGCGGAUCCAUGGAAGAACACUCGCUCACUGGGCCGAGAACAUAAGGGCGUUGGUGAACCGCAACCCAAGCGAGGAUGAAGUCCGCCCGAUCAUGUUCCAGCUACUGCACGGCCUGCACUAUCUGCAAACAGCUAAGAUUGCUCACUUCGACCUGCACGCCCACAACGUCAUGGUUGAUGACUCUGGCACGGCGAUCAUCCUGGACUUCGGCAUGGCGCAUGACUACCACUCCAUUAAGAGGGGAGUGUUCAUGCCAGCAUCCUACUCCUAUCCUCCGGAAUGCGUCAUUCGCGAUAUGGGUGUGGAUCACAAGUGUGACGUCUUUCUCUGUGCCGGCAUGAUGUAUCUGGUACUCUUCCGGAGAGGUCCAUUUGGUUUCGUGAACCUAAAAGGAGUCGCACCAGCCAAGCAUCUAGACAAUGUGCUUGCGGGCAUGUGCCAGGAUCCGUGGAAUGGACCGCACAAGUCUUCUUCAGCACUUCAGACCCUGAUGUCCAAAUGCCUCGCCUACAGUCCGGAGGAUCGCCCCGACGCCGCUGAAGCUCUUUGCUACGAGUGGUUCAAGGCAACACCGGGAUAUUCCAAGCUGCAUCUGACGGAUUACGUGCCCAGUACUCCACCAACUGACUUCAGAGAGCUUGACAAAGAAAUUUUGGAGACGAUAUGCAAGCAGUGGGAGAGCGAUACGUAUACCAUGGCCAGUGCCAUCAUCACGAACAGCAACGGACCAGCUGCAAUUGCUUACCGGAACGCACAAUAUAUCUCCAACAAGUUCUUCAGCUCAUAAUCCAAUUGCUUUCGUUCGUCACAGAAGCGUCUUCGCCAAUAUUAAACUGAAUAAAUAACUGAAAACACAC